AUGUCUCCCCGCCGCUCCUCCGCCGGCGGCGAGCUGCCCGUCGCCGACAGAGACCAAACCCGGCUGCAGCAGCUGGGAUACAAGCAGGAGCUCAAGCGCGGCCUCUCCGUCCUCUCCAACUUCGCCUUCUCCUUCUCCAUGAUCUCCGUGCUGGCGGGCGUGACGACGACCUACAACACCGGGCUGCGCUACGGCGGGCCGGCGUCCAUGACGCUGGGCUGGCUCGUCGUGGCGCUCUUCAACGGCUGCGUCGCCCUGUCCAUGGCGGAGAUCUGCUCGGCGUACCCGACCACCGGCGGCCUCUACUACUGGAGCGCCAAGCUCGCCGGCAAGGACUGGGCUCCCCUUGCCUCCUGGGUCACCGGAUGGUUUAACAUCGUGGGCCAGUGGGCUUGCACCACGAGCGUGGACUUCUCAUUGGCACAGUUUAUCCAAGUCAUCGUCUUGCUUAGCACCGGGGGAGCCAAUGGCGGUGGUUAUCUGGCCUCCAAAUACGUCGUGCUUGCCAUCUACUUUGUCAUCCUCAUCCUGCACGGGCUUAUCAACAGCCUCUCCAUCAAUUGGCUGGCCUUUUUCGGCCAACUUGGAGCUUUCUGGAAUCUUGCAGGUGUAUUUGUCUUGACGGUAUUGGUUCCGGUUGUUGCUAAGGAGAGGGCAAGCAUGGAGUUUAUGUUUACCCACUGCUACACUGACGAUACCGUGGGGAUCCACAGCAAGGUCUACAUACUAGGCAUCGGCUUGCUAACAAGCCAAUAUUCCCUCCUCGGAUACGACAUUUCUGCCCACAUGUCAGAGGAGACGAAGAAUGCAGAGUGGAGUGGCCCAAUGGGGAUCGUGGUUUCAGUCGCGCUAUCGAGCGCCUUCGGAUGGAUUUACCUGGUGGCCCUGACAUCGAUGGUGACCGACAUCCCGUCCCUCCUGGACCCAACCAACGACGCCGGCGGGAACGCCAUCGCGCAAGCCCUGUACACCACCUUCCGCCAGAGCAACUCCAGGAUGGGGUACGCCUUCUCCAGGGACGGCGCGAUGCCGCUAUCGCGGGUGUGGUACCGUGUGAACAAGCAGGAGGUGCCCUUCAACGUCGUCUGGCUCUCUGUCUCGGUGGCAUUCGUCAUGGCACUCACGUCGCUGGGGAGCCAGGUGGCGUUCCAGGCAAUGGUGUCCAUCGCGACGCUGGGCAUGUACAUCGCCUACGCCCUGCCCAUCUUCUUCCGGGUGACGACGGCGCGGAACUCGUUCGUCCCGGGGCCGUUUCAUCUCGGACGCUACAGCCUUGUCGUCGGCUGGGUCGCCGUCCUCUGGGUGGCCCUUGUCACCGCGCUGUUCUGCUUGCCGGUGGCGUACCCUGUCGCCGGGGUGAACUUCAACUACACGCCGGUGGCCGUCGGCGGCGUACUGCUUCUCAGCCUUGGUGCGUGGGUGCUCCAUGCCCGGUUUUGGUUUCGAGGGCCUGUUACCACCAUUGACGCGUGA
This is a messenger RNA of Miscanthus lutarioriparius, 1473 nucleotides long. NCBI's taxonomy places the organism in Eukaryota, Viridiplantae, Streptophyta, Magnoliopsida, Poales, Poaceae. The record is from the annotation of a GenBank genome assembly.